AUGCAUCAAUUGGCGAGUGAUGAGAAGAGAGUGCAAUCAACACAGGAGGUCCUCGAAAUCAACGACGUUCGUGAUCAAAUUCCUGACUUGGAAAAGGAAACAUUCCUGAAGAGUGACGAUAGCAGCGACAAGACGCUCGGUCUUGCCUGGGACCCUGUAGCGGAUGUUUCUCGUUUUUCUUUUUCUCCCAUACAGGUCUCUCCAAAGCCUUGUAAACGACUGGUGCUGUCCACAAUUGCUCGGAUUUACGAUCCUCUUGGUCUCAUUGGUCCUGUAGUUGCCAAGGCCAAAAUCUUCCUGCAACAAGUCUGGAGAGAAAAGUUGGAGUGGGAUGAGAGCUUUCCACAGGCACUCAACACAUCGUGGCUGAAGUUGUCAUCCGACAUGGGUCGUACCCAUCAAAUGGAGAUUCUUCGACGUGCGUUGGAUCCAGAUGCUGAUGGCGAGGUGCAUCUACUUUUUUCAAAGUCUCGUGUGGCACCUUGGAAGACUCUUACGGUUUCCAAAUUGGAGUUCUGCACUGCCUUGACACUAACGCAACUGAUGCGGGACGUACGCAACAUGAAGCUCUUUGAUUCUGCUGGAGCUUUAUCAUCGAUAAGCUAUGAACAUUCACGCUUUCAAGUAUUUGUUACUAAUCAAAUAUCUUUAAUUCAGAAGCUAUCCAGUGGCAUGAGUUGGCACUUGGUUUUGACUGACUGCAAUCCAGCCGACAUUUUGACAAGAGGAGCUUCCCAGAGUGAGCUUCUGGAUUCUGCCCUUUGGUUCAGAGGUCCAGCGAUCCUUCUCAAGAAUCAGCACGAUUGGCCCGAAUCUUGUUUGCCUGUGAAGACUCCUCCCGAGUUCAGAAAGCGCAUUUUGGUUGGCGUCUCUACCAAAGUGGAUCUACCCUUAAAACGCAAUCUCGUGAACUCCUGUCAAAAGACUACCCACACUUUCGGAUUCGAAUACAAAUUUGCACACCUUAAAAGAGGUCCUGGUCUUGCUAUCCAAAUGAGCAACCUGGCUGAUGACUACUGGAGAUUGCAUUCUAAGCAGCAAAUUUCAUCAUCCAGCCCGUUGUCCUCUCUAUUGCCAUUCAUCGAUAGCUUCGGUCUGAUGCGAGUUGGUGGCCGUCUACAGAAUUCGACCUUGGAUUACAAUGCGCAGCAUCCUGUCAUACUGCCACGCCAGCAUCCACUUUCUCAACACAUAAUCGCUGACUUGCCCAAGGAUCGUGUAAACGCCACGUCUGCGUCCAUGGUUACUGGUCUGGACACCUGCGGUCCAUUUUACUACAAAACCGGAGUUCGAAGCAAGGUGCCUGGGAAAACGUACGUCUGCGUUUUCAUCUGUUUCGCGACGAAAGCGAUGCAUCUGGAGCUUGUCCAGGAUCUUUCGACACAAGCAUUUUUGGGAGCACUGAAGCGGUUUAUUCUCACCAGAGGCAAACCUGUCCGAAUAUGGUCGAAUAAUGCCACGAACUUCGUUGGAGCCAAGAACGAGCUAGCUGAGCUGAAGAAUCUGUUCAUAUCGAGCCCCCACAUUCGAGCGAUUGAAGAUUUCUGCCUGGAAGAUUCGAUUGAGUGGCCUUUUAUUCCCCCUCGUUCACCUCACUUUGGAGGUCUCUGGGAGACGGCCAAAUCUCAUUUCUACCGUUCUGUUGGCCCAUCAUUAUUAUCGUUCGAUGAAUUGCGCACUCUCGUUUGCCACAUUGCGGCGAUUGUAAACUCACGGCCUUUACUCCCUCUUUCAGAGAAUCCGGCAGAUCUUGAGGCGCUAACUCCUGCACACUUUCUUGACACAGUUCCACUGGUGUUGUACUCUGAGCCUGACGUCACAAAGCUGAACUUCAACCGUUUGGACCGCUGGCAGAGAAUUUCCUACUUCCAACAAAUCUUCUGGUCACGGUGUCGUGAAGAGUACUUGACCCUGUUACAGCAACGGUCAAAGCGGCGCACUCCCAAACCUGUGCUACAAAUCAACGAGGUCGUCUUCACUCUGCCUCCAUUUAAAUGGCCACUAGCCAGGAUCAUGGAAUUGGUGCCUGGAUCUGAUGGAGUUGCUCGUGUGGCUCGAAUCUCUCGAAGGGCUGUCCGCAAGCUGUGCGUGCUGCCGAAGCUGAAUCUGGUUGAAAGCCCUGGUCCUCCAACGGGGGGAAUUUUUACGCUCUCAACUUUGCGCGAGGGCGCUGAGAGCGAGAGAGGAUAG
Molecule: messenger RNA, 2190 nt
Organism: Drosophila ficusphila
Lineage: Eukaryota; Metazoa; Arthropoda; Insecta; Diptera; Drosophilidae
Exons: 3
Coding region: 1-2190 (729 amino acids)
Molecular function (GO): nucleic acid binding
Source: RefSeq, a predicted model, not a curated record